GUGAGUUUGUCAUGCCGUACUGUGACCGCCAGGGGGCAGGCCAUCACCCCGAAUACGAACCCAUCCGAUGUUUUUUCUGCUACCCUUCACAAUAUAAAGGCGACGUUUAGGGAUAAAACUUGCAACUCAUGGCAUGGAUGACUCAAUUAUCCAUAGGCCUGUGGUCGGAUACGAAAAGCAAGUAGACUGUAGUGAAGUUCCCAGUACUGUAUCCUUUGGCUAUUCGCGCAUCAAGUCCUUUCCCAUUGGCGAAUUUGGCCGAGAAUUUUUGACUUUUUUUUUUCCUUUUUUUAAUUCUUUAAGUUUGUAAGGUAGCUUAAGGACUAAAUGCAUCUGUGUCCAACAACCAUACAGCGUUAUAACACUCGUUGGGAAAUAAAUGUCCAGCUUCUCCGGGACCCUUUUGAAAUGCUGACUAUUUAGCGUCAAAGGACAACCCCUGAAAAGCCCUCACGACACGAGGAAAACUCAUCUGCGUCGCCUUGAUCGGUUCAUGAGAGGGGCACAUCUUGACCAAGGUGUGCUGAGAUCCGAGAAAAAAAAUGAUGGCAGCGAGUUUAACAGCGGAGGAAGAACAGGCUACCAAACAGUUCCUGGAAGAGAUCAACGAGUGGACCAGCCAACAUGGAGUGUCUCCUCUGUCCUGGGAGUUGGCCGUCAAGUUUCUCAUGGCCCGCAAGUUUGAUGUCCUCCGGGCCAUAGAGCUGUUCCACAACUACAGGGAGACGCGGCUGAAGGAGGGCAUCGUCCGGCUCCAGCCCGAGGAGGAACCCCUGCGCUCCGAGCUCCUCAGCGGGAAGUUCACCGUGCUGAGCGUACGGGACCCGUCGGGAGCCUCCAUCGCCCUGUACACGGCCAAGCUCCACCACCCCAACAAGACGGGGAACCACGUGGUGCUGCAGGCCCUCUUCUACCUGCUGGACCGAGCUGUGGAGAGCUUCGAGACCCAGAGGAACGGCCUGGUGUUCAUCUAUGACAUGGCCGGCUCCAACUAUACAAACUUUGAGCUGGACCUCAGCAAGAAGAUCCUCAAUUUACUGAAGGGGGCGUUCCCGGCUAGGCUAAAGAAGGUUCUGAUCGUUGGAGCCCCCGUGUGGUUCCGUGUGCCCUACAACCUGCUGAGCCUGCUGCUCAAGGAGAAGUUGAGAGAGAGGGUCCAGAUGGUCCGGAUGCCGGAGCUGCGGCAGCACCUCCCCAGGGACUGUCUGCCCCAGCACCUUGGCGGCUUGCUGCCCCUGGACGCCUACAGCUGGAACCAGCAGCUGCUGGCGGGGCAGAACGGCCGCGUGGACCCCGUGGACGAGCUGGUGGGCCUCCCCCUGGACGAGACCUCCGUCCACUGCGCGGCCCCGGGGCCCGACGCCAUGAGGCCCCCGGACCUGCUGGCCCACCUGGGCCGUCUGCAGCGGCUGGGCAUCCACCAGGAGUACGAGGAGAUCCGCAACGACCCCCCGGCCGGGACCUUCCACUGCGCACUAGCUGCCUGCAAUCAGGAGCGGAAUCGCUAUGGCGACGUGCUUUGCCUGGACCAGACCAGAGUGCGUUUACAAGCCCGAAGGAGUGAGAGAUCGGACUACAUCAACGCCAGCUUCAUGGAUGGCUACAAACAGAAGAAUGCAUACAUCGGUACUCAAGGUCCACUAGAAAAGACCUACGGUGAUUUCUGGAGGAUGAUCUGGGAGCAGAAUGUACUCGUCAUCGUCAUGACUACUAGGACGGACGAGGGCGGGCGGCAGAAGUGUGGGCAGUACUGGCCGCUGGAAGAGGGGGGCCAGGAGGUGUACGGCCACAUGGCGGUGGUCAACCAGAGGGUGGACCACCACCCCCACUACAACCACAUCUCCCUGGAGCUGCACAACACCGAGACGUGUGAACAGAGGCAGCUCAGUCACUUCCAGUACCUGAGCUGGCCAGACUACGGGGUGCCCACCUCGGCCGUGACUCUCAUCGACUUCCUGGGGGCCGUGAAGAGGCAGCAGAAGGCCGUGGUGAAGAGUUUGGGCCCCCAGUGGGCCGGACACCCACUGGGGCCCCCCAUGGUGGUCCACUGUAGCGCGGGGAUCGGGAGGACGGGUACGUUCUGUGCCCUGGACAUCUGCCUGUCCCAGCUGCAGGACAUCGGCACGCUCAACGUGCGGCAGACGGUGCGCCGCAUGAGGAGCCAGAGGGCCUUCAGCAUCCAGACCCCAGACCAGUACUUCUUCUGCCACAACGCCAUCCUGGAACACGCCCAGCGGCAAGGCCUGCUGCCGGCCAAUCAGUGAGCCUCUUCUGCCAACCCCCAACCAAUCCCGCGGUUUCCCAGCAUCCACCUGGACAAAUCGAUGCAGUCCGUGCUUCUUUUUUUUCUUUUUUCUUUUUGGAAGAUAGUUCGACAGCCAGACGAAGAAGGAGGGGAGGGGCGGCGUGAGGGAAUCUAACAUUUAUUUUUGACAUUUACCAAUGUAGCAAGCAACAACUUAGCCGGUCAAUAACAAUGUUCAUUCUUUAUUCCGUGUUUCCUGACAAACCAGUUAUUCGUGUGCUGUGGUAGACAAACCGAUCUCCUCUGUUGCAUUCAGGCUGCUCUGAGUGAAGAGUACAGUGCUCAUAGAUGUGUGCUACAGCUUAGUGUUUAGGAGCCUACAAUAACCACAUAGUUAAGAGUACCAUAGUGCCACCGAGAGAGGAACAACUUUGCCUCUUUCUCUCUCUCUUCCCACUGCAGUUUUUCCAUAAGAGCUACACGGUUGAUGCUGAUGUUUUAAAGUAAGGAUGAAUGUAUAGUAGGCACCGCAAGCUAGCUUUGACUCACGCCAAUAGUACUGCUGAAUCCAGUGCUGAAAAAAUGAAUCGGUCCAUCUCACAAUUCCUUACAUCCGAAUAAUCAGUUGAUCCAAGGGCUUAUUGGUCGUCAUUCCUGUUUUCCAUUAUUGCUGUGUACCAUUUUUUUCUAUCAUAAUCUUUUUUUAUUCACUGUCUCUGAUUGUCAGUACAGACAAAAAAAUGGUUGGUUGAAGAAGUAAGCAGGCGCAAGUAAGCAGGCGCAGCCCCUAGACUGUGUGCUCCUAAAUGGCGUAACUAUAUCAACUUUUGAACUUAUUAUGCGAUUUUUAAAAACAAACUAUGCAGGGGAUAGCUAACUGCUUUCUAUUAACUGCGGCGUGUCCAGUCUUUUAGUAGGGAUGGCCCAGGAGGGGUGAC
Messenger RNA from Gadus chalcogrammus (walleye pollock), 3183 nucleotides. It is a transcript of the gene ptpn9a, whose product is annotated as protein tyrosine phosphatase non-receptor type 9a. Gene Ontology annotation, biological process: protein dephosphorylation. Lineage: Eukaryota; Metazoa; Chordata; Actinopteri; Gadiformes; Gadidae. The transcript has 13 exons. Gene Ontology annotation, molecular function: protein tyrosine phosphatase activity. The record is from RefSeq and is a predicted model, not a curated record. The coding region runs from base 543 to 2264 and encodes 573 amino acids.